AUUAGAAGAAGUAACACGUAUAUCUCUUGCUCUGAACAGUGACUACGUACGUUUUAAAUUCCGACACAAGUUAAUUAGAAGCAUCAAAAAACGAUGAAUCCGUAUCGAAACAAAGGAACUUUGGGUGGAAAGGCCAAAAAUCAAAAAUGCAAGCGAAAGCUAAAGGAAUCGCAAAUUGAAAUCAAACAAGAAAUAAAACAAGAGCCAAGUGAAGGUGCUUAUUUGAUUCAGGACAGGCCAUCAUCACCUCAAAUUGCGACGAAUGCAACAAUCAAGUCGGAAAGCGAGAGCGAUAGUGAGCUAGAAUUGGAAAGUAAGCCGAGUUAUAUGAAGACAGAGGUCAAAAGCGAAGACGAAUGUUUGAAGAAAAUGUGUGACCCGACAAAGGAUGGAAAUGGAAUGGUAAACGUUGAUCGGAUUGGGGAAAGUUCAAGCAGUUUGAGACCAAAUUCGAAAGGCGAUCAGAACAAAAAACGUGAAGCAAAACGAAAGAAAGCAAAAGGCACAAAGAAUGACAGAAUGGCCAAACCUUCAAAGAAGCCGCCCGUGAAGCAUGGGAAAAAACACAAAUGCACUUUCUGCAAUUAUGUGACAUCGCACAAAGGAAGUCUCAAAAUACACAUUCGUACGCACACCGGCGAAAAACCGUUCGCAUGUGAAAUAUGUGGCAAAGCUUUUGCACGCAAGCCACAUUUGAAUCGUCAUAAGAAAACUCAUGCAGCAGAAUUUCCAUUUUGUUGUUCAAAGUGUCGUCAGGGUUUUGCACAUGAAAUCGACAAAAUCGACCACGAACGCGAAUGCAAACAUCGUCAAUAUGCUUGUCAUCUUUGCAAAAACGCCGCUCAUCAUUUGCAACAUCUCAAGCAACACAUGCGAAUUCACAAUGGUGAGAGACCAUUCAGAUGCCGUGUUUGCGCCAAAACAUUUCUACGCAAAGAUGAUCUUAACAACCAUUCACGCACCCACAUUAAAGAACUUCCAUUUGAUUGCGCACAAUGUGGUCGACGAUUCACUGAUGAAAACGAGAAACAAUCGCAUGAGGAUCAUUGCAAAGGCCGACAAUACGUUUGUUAUCUUUGCCCAUAUAAAUCUUGUCGACAAAUUGAUUUAAAACGACACAUGCAAGUCCAUCACACUGGCGAGAGACGAUUCAAAUGUGGUGUUUGCGGAAAGAAAUGGCUUCAUAAAGGUAAUCUCAAGCAACAUUUGGCAACACACUCCAAACAAAAACCGGUCCAUUGCUCCAAAUGCCUUAUGCCAUUUGCAAGAGAAGAGGAUAUGAUUGCUCACAAAGAUCGCUGCAAGCGUCGCCUUUUUCAGUGUUAUUUAUGUAAAGUUUUAAAGCAUGAAUUAACACAAUUACAAAGACACAUGCGAAACUAUCAUACUGGCGAGAACCCAUUUCCAUGCAAACUAUGUGACGGUCGUUUUUCACUACUUGGACAAGCUAAUUUGCAUAUGAAAAAGGUACACGGUUUGAAGAAAUGAUUGCAAUUCAAUCCAAAAUUAAACUUUGUAACAGAGGAACCAAUUAAGAAAAAAGCUCACA
Contarinia nasturtii (swede midge) is the source of this 1549-nucleotide messenger RNA. Its product is annotated as zinc finger protein OZF-like. NCBI's taxonomy places the organism in Eukaryota, Metazoa, Arthropoda, Insecta, Diptera, Cecidomyiidae. Gene Ontology annotation, biological process: regulation of cytokine production; regulation of immune system process; negative regulation of transcription by RNA polymerase II. The transcript is spliced from 2 exons. The coding region runs from base 94 to 1488 and encodes 464 amino acids. The record is from RefSeq and is a predicted model, not a curated record.